AGGAAAUGAAAUACCCAUAUGUUAUGGAAAGGUGUGAUCAAUCAUACUUCCAGGUUACAGGAAACACAACGUGUAUUUCUGGUGUUGGAAUAUAGCCCGAGAAUAUCAGUACAGGGGACAAUGGCAGGAUUGAAUGAAAUGGAAUGUCCAAUUUGUUUUGAGGAUUUUGUACUCCCGAAAUUGUUACCAUGUGGCCACACGUUUUGUGAUAACUGCGUUAAGAAAUGUUCCAUUAGUUCGGAAGAUAUAAUAUCAUUAAUAUGUCCACUUUGUAGAUCAACGACAAACGACGUACUGACUAAUUAUUUUAUAGAAUCAAAAUGCAUACCUAAGUUCUGUGAAUUCUGUCACAAUCAACUGAAAGUUUCAAAUAAACAAUGUGAAGAGUGUCAUUUAUUCUAUUGUUUGAAAUGUUCGUACACACAUAUCCAUCAAUGUGAAGAAAAUGAAAGCCCUAAAACAAUACCUCGAACGUCGGAUCUUAUUCAGCAAUUUGGAACAGUACGAACUAAAUACUUCUGUAGACACUGGUAUACGUUUGAACCGGAAUAUUCAACAGUAGAUGGCAUACAACACAAUGUUUAUUCCAUAAGAGCGUACGACGCACAUGCAUACGUCAUUAUUGAAGGGCGUUCAUACAUAUACAAAUAUACCAGACAGGGCAAUUUAUUAAACAAAAUAUGUACACCAAAUAUUCCGUCGGGGAUGAUUAAAUUGAGUGAUGGUUCGUUACUGGCAACGUUUCCAGAAGAAAAAAAACUAUUGCAUUAUUCGUUUGGAAUUUGGCACAGUUUUCUAGACGUUUCAUAUUCACCGAUGGAUGUGGCAGAGAUUGAUGAUGACAAGAUUGUGGUAUGUGGUCAUAGAAACAUUGGUAGUACGAAUGGUGGCAACAACCAGUCCCAUUGUAUCGUUGAAUUUUUAUCAAGGCAAGGACAGCUACUUAAGACUAUCUAUCAAAAAGAGAAUCAGAAUAUUAUUCAAAUAGCUACAGCUAUAGCAGUUAACCAAAAACUUGGAACUAUUGCUAUUUGCAAUGGCGACAGAGUAACAAUUUUAUUUUCGAAUGGUGAUAUUUGUUCGGUCUACAAAGGGUCGUUUCCCUUGAGAAUUCUUAUAUUUGGAGAAUCGCCUAGACAUGAGUUUAAACCAGCAGCCAUCUGUUGUCAUGGAAAUGGACAUUUCUUGGUGUCUGACUACCAAGAAGGAUAUGUACAUGUACUUGAUCCUCAAGGUCAUUUCAAAGGGGUUCUCACUUGUAGUAAAAGUACCGGACAUGGAUUGCCAGGCGUUAUGUCGGUUGAUGACUUUGGAUUUCUCUGGGUAGAAGAUAUUCAGCACAAAUGCAUAAAGACAUUUACGUUCAGUUUUUACGAAAAUUAUUUUACAAGGAGUUAAUUAUACAUUCCGAUCCGCUAUUGUGUGCUGCCUUAUCACUUAAUAUAACUUAUCAAUUUAUUUUAUGGGAGUAUCAUGACGGGUGUCACAUGCAUGUGGAGAAGGAUCUGCGUACCCUCCACGAGCACCUUAGAUCACCCUAAGUUUUUGAUGGGGGCGUCGUCAGGAUUUCCUAUGUAAACUUCGUCAUAGUAAAACCUUGUCAAAAGAAUAUCAAUAUGCAUGUACCCCACACUUUGUGAAUCCUGCACUGCAUCAUUAAAUUGUUUUAAGGUAUUUCAAAUGACCAAACCGUUGUAAGUAUUAGCAGUAUUGGUUUUACUAAGUCGUACAAAGCAGGUACAGGUGUUUUCCUAGUUCUUUAUGAUUUUAUGGCAAAGUUGAAAAAAAUAUGUAAAUCAUCGUUUUCCCUUUAUAUGAAUGUUUUUGUUUUGCGGGCUGAAUCGGUCAAUGAAAUUAGUCUUUAUAAUGGCUUCCCUAGUUUCACUUUCCCCCUGAGGUCAUGUGCAAUCGAUCUAUAACUGAGUCAAAUCAUAAGUCGCGUGCAUACAGUUCCAAAUGAGGUCGAAUUAUUGUCUUAUAAGUCGAUAAAUAAAUAAAUAAAUGUGCCAAUAUUUUGACAAAAUUGAACCGAACUGAUUUCUCUUACCGAUUUAUUGUUUAUGUCAUUUUAAUUUUGUUAGAUUGCUGUCGCUCUAACGUAAAUCAUACAUUUUCGUUUAUUCAUGCUUAGAUAACGAUUUUUACAAGUUGAUAAUUUUUUUGCCAAAUUAUAGUUGUCGCUCUUUGUUCUGCAUUUUGAGAAGAUUUAAAUUUCCUACCAACCAAAAGGCAUGUUGUACUAUAAAACAAAGAAAUAUUUAGGGAGAAACAGUUGAUUUGUAUAGACUUAUAAUGGUGGUUUUGAUACACUAUUCUGAUAUCGGUAGUCUUUUAUUUUUUCCCUAAUUUUUCUAUCAUCGUAUGAGCUUUUCAAUUGGUGUUUGAAAAUACAAACACUGCACAUACAAUUGUAUGGUCUAAAAAGUUACAUUUGAUAAAUAUUAUACACAUUAUUUUUCUUUGCUUGAUCAAAUAAAGUCUCCAGUAAUCCUACUUCUUUGUUGAGCGAACGGUCAUGAUAAAAUUAAUCUCUACUUCACAGUUCAUUUUUGGGUCCUCUUCGCAGUCCUCGUUUAAUCCAGGUCGAUUUUUAACAACAACAAAAAAAUAACAGCGGUCUUGAAUCCAUUUUUUAUUGUAAAGGCUUCAAGGUUAAAUUGCAAGAUAAAACAAUAAUGUACAUUGUCAGAAAAUAUGGCAUCAGACCUUCGGGUUACACAUGUUUGUUUCAAUUUUUAAAAAGUAAUAUCUCCUUUAUACAGUCCUUGUGUGGUGAUUAAACACCAAGAAAACUAAGACUAGGAUUUUUCCUUAUAAAGUAAAAAUAUAUCUCUCAAAGACUGACGUUGUUUUUAUUUUGGUCCACAACCAUUAGAAUCUGCUACAUAAUAUAAAUAUCUAGGUAUUGUUGUCAACAAUAAAGGUAAACUAAUUAUAGCAGUUGAAAUCUUGCUGAUAAAGAACAUAAGACAUAUUUUCGAGGGGCCUGAUGGGGGGGGGGGGGUCUCAUCCCGAUUCACGAGUUGAUUUUUUUGUCAAUCACGAUUCACAGAAAAUAAAUUUCCAUGAUCACGGAUCACGAAAAUAUAAAAAAAAAAAUCUGUAGAAAAACGGAUCACGAUAGCGAAAAUGCACCGAUCACGAAGAACGAAAAUAACCCAUCAGGCCCCUCAUUUUCCGUGAAAACAAAAUUACAAUAUUCUAACUAUUGCAGUGGAAAAUUAGUGAUACUUUUUGACUCGUUAAUUUCACCUUUAAUGACGUAUGGGUCAGAAAUUUUAAUCUAGGAGACGGAUUUAUAAAAGUUUUUCAAAACUUGUUUCCGAAUCCCAUAUUUGAAUUUCAUGUAACAUUGUAAUACUUUAUUGUUGUAAUUUUUCAUUAAUAAAUACUGUUUAUACUAAA
This is a messenger RNA of Mytilus californianus (California mussel), 3405 nucleotides long. RefSeq lists its product as uncharacterized. NCBI's taxonomy places the organism in Eukaryota, Metazoa, Mollusca, Bivalvia, Mytilida, Mytilidae. The transcript has 2 exons. The record is from RefSeq and is a predicted model, not a curated record. Bases 19 to 1398 code for a protein of 459 amino acids.